This is a messenger RNA of Armigeres subalbatus, 489 nucleotides long. RefSeq names its product eclosion hormone-like. The record is from RefSeq and is a predicted model, not a curated record. Gene Ontology annotation, biological process: ecdysis, chitin-based cuticle; neuropeptide signaling pathway. The transcript is spliced from 2 exons. Bases 54 to 335 code for a protein of 93 amino acids. NCBI's taxonomy places the organism in Eukaryota, Metazoa, Arthropoda, Insecta, Diptera, Culicidae. Gene Ontology annotation, molecular function: ecdysis-triggering hormone activity.
AUCGAAUCCAACCGAAGCUUAGGAAUUCAGAGCAAACUAUCUCGUCGGUUAAGAUGUCUUCAGUAAAAGCUCGUACCUUUUUUGUACUUUCCAUUGCUGCAGUGAUGAUGGUAGCCUUUGUCGGUAACUCCGCAGCUAAUCCACAGCUAGAUAUUCUGGGCGGCUAUGACAUGCUGGGCGUAUGCAUCAACAAUUGCGCCCAGUGUAAGAAAAUGUUCGGUGAAUUCUUUGAAGGGCGACUGUGCGCUGAAUCCUGUAUCCAGUUCAAGGGUAAAAUGAUUCCGGACUGCGAAGACAUCAACUCGAUUGCUCCCUUCUUGCACAAGUUGAACUAAGGCAAACGGUCAAAAUGCACUACCCACGUUAUACCCAAUUAUAAAUAUUUUUUAUUAAAAAGUAUAGGUUCAAGUUGAAAUUUAUAGCAAAAAUAUUGGCAUUAAUUAAGAUUAUUGAAAAAUCAUACAUAAAAAUAUAAAAUAAAAAUCAAUA